Chlorella variabilis is the source of this 666-nucleotide messenger RNA. RefSeq lists its product as hypothetical. Lineage: Eukaryota; Viridiplantae; Chlorophyta; Trebouxiophyceae; Chlorellales; Chlorellaceae. The transcript is spliced from 8 exons. Bases 1 to 666 code for a protein of 221 amino acids. Gene Ontology annotation, molecular function: zinc ion binding; DNA binding. The record is from RefSeq and is a predicted model, not a curated record.
AUGAGCACGCGCUACGUCGUUGAGAUCACGGCGAAGCCAAAGGCCAAGUGCAUGGCCUGCAAGCAGGUCAUUGGCGAGGGCGAGCUGCGCAUGGGCAUCGAGACCACGGUGGCGGAGUCUGGCCGGAAAAGCACCAAGUGGCGGCACUGGACGUGCGUGGGCUCCCGCGUUCUCACCAACGUCGGAGACGUGGACAAGGUCAACGGCCUCGACCAGCUGAGCCAGGAGCACCAGGACCUGGUGCGCAAGGCAUUUGCCGACAAGGAGGCGGGCAAGAAGAGCGGCGGGGGGGCGCCCAAGCGCCCGCGUGCGCCGCGCAAGAGCGGCAAGAAGAAGAAGGAGGAGGAGGAGGACUCUGAGGAGGAGGAGGCUGCGGAGGAGCUGUCUGAGGAGGAGGAGGAGACGGUGGCUUCCAUCGAGGGGAAAGGAGAGGAGGAGGCGGAGGGCGGCGCGGCAGCAGAGGAGGCGGCUCCUGCGGAGGAGGAGCCUGCGGCAGAGGCGGCGCCUGCGGCCGAGCAGGCGGGAGAGGAGGAGGAGGAGGAGGAGGAGGAGGAGGAGGAGGAGGAGGAGGAGGAGGAGGAGGAGGAGGAGGAGGAGCCCGAGCCUGAGGAUGAGGAUGAUGAGGACUAUGUGGAGGAGCCAGAGUCUAAGCGCCAGAAGGAGUAG